AUGUCUGAACAGCCAUUGCUCCAAAGCGCUCCUGGCAAGCGCAUUGCUCUUCCCACCCGAGUCGAGCCCAAAGUCUUCUUCGCUAACGAGCGUACUUUCCUGUCAUGGCUCAACUUCACUGUCAUUCUAGGUGGGCUCGCAGUAGGGCUUUUGAACUUCGGUGAUUCGGUAGGCCGGAUUUCGGCCGGUCUUUUCACCCUGGUGGCUAUGGCAGCCAUGUUGUAUGCACUAUUCACAUUUCAUUGGCGUGCCAAGAGCAUCAGACAGCGAGGACAGGGCGGAUUCGACGACAGAAUUGGUCCUUCCGUUCUUGCCCUUGCCUUGCUUGGUGCUGUGGUUGUCAAUUUCGUCCUCAGAGUUGUCGAGGCAUGA
This is a messenger RNA of Exophiala bonariae, 372 nucleotides long. It is a transcript of the gene VTC1, whose product is annotated as vacuolar transporter chaperone. The transcript has 2 exons. Gene Ontology annotation, cellular component: fungal-type vacuole membrane; vacuolar transporter chaperone complex. Bases 1 to 372 code for a protein of 123 amino acids. The record is from RefSeq and is a predicted model, not a curated record. NCBI's taxonomy places the organism in Eukaryota, Fungi, Ascomycota, Eurotiomycetes, Chaetothyriales, Herpotrichiellaceae.